AUGUAUAAAAUCUUCAUUCCCUUAGUGAUAAUAUUGAUAGCUAUUACUUCAGUAACUAAAGCAGAAUGCCAAACAAGACAAAUAUACUGCUACGAAUGUGACUCCUGGUCAGAUAUGAGGUGUAAAGACCCCUUCAACUAUACCGCCCUACCAAGAGACCAACCCCCAUUGAUGACAUGUAACGGAUGCUGUGUAAAGAUGGUUCGAAAUGCAAAAUCACCAUACGAAGUGGUGAGACGAACCUGUACCAGUCAGCUCCAGAUCAAUCUCUUCAUGGUAGAUCACGUGUGCAUGAUGGAAAGUAGCGGAACGGGUCACAUGUGCUUUUGUGAGGAGGAUAUGUGCAACACUGCACGAAAAAUUGUCGGAAUUACAGAAAGCGUUUACCUGCUACCCGUAGUGUUGUUCCUUUCACGUCUGUGCAUGAGGUAG
Messenger RNA from Phaedon cochleariae (mustard beetle), 432 nucleotides. NCBI's taxonomy places the organism in Eukaryota, Metazoa, Arthropoda, Insecta, Coleoptera, Chrysomelidae. The record is from the annotation of a GenBank genome assembly.